This is a messenger RNA of Sesamum indicum (sesame), 2358 nucleotides long. RefSeq names its product endoribonuclease YBEY, chloroplastic. The record is from RefSeq and is a predicted model, not a curated record. Gene Ontology annotation, molecular function: metalloendopeptidase activity. Gene Ontology annotation, biological process: rRNA processing. NCBI's taxonomy places the organism in Eukaryota, Viridiplantae, Streptophyta, Magnoliopsida, Lamiales, Pedaliaceae.
GCGUAAACCUCCAAAAGUUGUUUAACCCGCCGUUAAGGACCUAAGGUAGACGUCGCAUUCAGCAUACAAUGUCCCAGUGGCUAAUCGCUUGCAGUGAUACUCUUUCUACCAUUGUAUCUGAAAGUUUCGAUAAAUAAGGUCAGAAAAGAUCGUCGACUGAAUGCUCUCUCGCCUCUCCCCGUUUCUCCGAGCCCUACCUCCUCCCCCACCCUCCCCAAUGGUGGCGCGUGUACUUUCACUUGCACUCCCCUGCGAUGUGGCUCUCCCGUCGAAGCUUCUGCCUUCGCCGCCUCCUCAAUGCUUUUACCUCACGUCGUCGUGUUUCGAGGUUGCAUCUUUCGUCGGAAGGAGGAGAUUUAACGGUAUUAACAACUCGUACCUCGCUAGUCAAUUUGGGGGCAGAAAUGGCAAUGUUGCAGUGGCGGCAGCACGGCGGGAGUACCGGAAGGUUAGGAGUAGGAAAGUGGCGGCCGCGAAGAAGAGUAAAGAGAAGGAGCUGGAGCUGAGUGUGAAGAUUUGCCUCGAAGAACAAUUACCUGAAGAUCCUGAAAUUUUGGAUAUUGCUGAGAUAAUGCAUCUUAAUGUUCCGAUGGCAAUGAAAUUAGCAUUCGAGCGUCUAAAUGAUUCAGAAUAUAAAACAAGAGAUACUGCAAUAAAUGAUAUUGGAUGUUUUGAUAGUGUAGAGUUAUCUGUACUUCUUUGCAAUGAUGACUUCAUUCGGAAACUUAAUAAAGAAUGGAGAGAUGAAGACCACGCUACUGAUGUCCUCUCAAUGUCCCAACAUAUCCCUGAGCUCAAGCUUCCCAUUCUGAUGUUGGGUGACAUUGUCAUUUCUGUUGAGACGGCUGCACGGCAAGCAGAGGAGAGAGGACAUGCCCUUAUUGAUGAAAUACGCAUCCUUGUGGUUCAUGGGCUGCUGCAUCUUUUGGGAUUCGAUCAUGAGUUAAGUGACGAGGCAGAAACAGAAAUGGAGAAUGAGGAGGAACUUAUACUGAAGGGUCUUGGUUGGAAGGGAAAAGGUCUUAUUCACAGCGCAUAUGACUCUGGAGCUAAUGGGAGUCCGCAUAUUGAUUGUUCAAAUGACAGGAAGAGAGAAGGCAGUCUCCGUUUUUACAGACCAAAAUUUGGCUACAUCUUCUGUGACAUGGAUGGUACACUACUCAACAGCAAAAGUCAAAUUUCCAUAUCAAAUGCAGAAGCUCUAAAAGAAGCCUCGUCAAGGGGUGUAAAAGUGAUUAUAGCCACAGGAAAAACUCGUCCUGCUGUAAUUAAUAUUAUGAAGACCGUAAAUUUGUCUGGUAGAGACGGCAUUAUUUCAGAGUUUUCUCCUGGGGUUUUCGUACAGGGAUUGCUGGUCUAUGGCAGACAAGGUCGGGAAAUACUUAGAAAGAAUUUGGAUCCUAGCGUCUGCAGAGAGGCACUUCUCUACUCUCUGAAGCAUGAAAUUCCAAUUAUCGCCUUCAGUGAGGAUCGGUGCCUAACAUUGUUCGAACACCCACUUGUGGACUCACUUCAUACCGUGUAUCAUGAGCCAAAGGCUGAGAUUAUACAUUCGGUUGAGCAGUUCCUGGCAGGCGUAGAAAUACAGAAGCUGCUCUUCUUAGACACUUCUGAGGGAGUAGCUGGUACUUUGCGGCCUUAUUGGGCAGAAGCAACAGAGGGUCGUGCAUGUGUUGUUCAAGCAGUACCAGAUAUGCUUGAAAUUGUUCCACCUGGGUCCUCGAAAGGAAGUGGUGUAGGAAUACUUCUUGAUCAUCUGGGUGUUUCUCCAAAAGAGGUCAUGGCUAUUGGUGAUGGGGAAAAUGAUGUGGAGAUGCUCAAGUUGGCCUCUCUAGGUGUUGCUUUGAGUAAUGGAUCGGAGAAGGCUAAAGCUGUAGCAGAUGUAAUUGGUAUUAGCAACAAUGAAGAUGGGGUUGCUGAUGCAAUAUAUCGGUAUGCAUUCUGAGGGAUUAUACAAUCGCAUUGAGGCGACUCAAUUCAUUGUUGUUUAGUCGCUCCUGAAGAAUAUACUUUUAAAGGUGCAAUUGGAAAAAAAAAAUGGAUAUCUUUUUGCACUCUUUAGCUAAAUUUAUUGAGGAGCUUCAUUAUUUUAGAUUUUCAGGUUCUGGUUUUGAGUAACCAAAUUAGAGUGCUGUUCAUGAGACUUUCUGAGGACUUAUUAGAGAGGAAAAGAAUAAUGAAAACUAUAAACAAAAAAGAAUGCAGUUGCUGUCCUGUCGUACAGGACCAAAAAAUUGACUCUGGGUGGAGUGGAUGGCGGGCUGUUUAUAGCUUCCGAAAAUAAAAAUACCUGUGCUUGGAUUUUUGUUUCCUCAUUCAAUCACAUUUAUUUCUAGUAAUAUUGUCAAACUUUCUUUU